Messenger RNA from Dermacentor andersoni, 447 nucleotides. Lineage: Eukaryota; Metazoa; Arthropoda; Arachnida; Ixodida; Ixodidae. The record is from RefSeq and is a predicted model, not a curated record.
AUGUUGAAGCUUGCCACCGGCGUACUCGUAGAAACGGUAGCGAGUUCCUCGCAUCGCGCGGCAUCGUCGACCGCGGGGCUGCGACCGCGUCCCGUUGUCGGCCGUGCGAGAUCUCGGCACAUCUACAGCGACUGUCGCAACGACGACGAUGACCCGAAGGCGGCGAACAGAAGUACGACCUCUGCCGUCGCCGCGAGCGAACGCAAAUCGCGUGGCGAAGGGUCCGCGAACGGUUCGGCAGCGGAGCCACCGGCACCUCCGGAAAAGGACCAGUGCUGCGGUAGCGGCUGCUCGAACUGCGUGUGGUUGGAGUACGCCGAAGACUUGGUGGAAUUCUACAAGGACGGCGGGGCGCGCGCCGCGGAAGCGGUCGCCAACAUACCGGACCCGAACGUACGUCAGUUCGUCAAAACCGAGCUAGAACAUAUGUUGAAGCACAACAAGUGA